Saitoella complicata NRRL Y-17804 is the source of this 553-nucleotide messenger RNA. RefSeq lists its product as uncharacterized. Bases 64 to 420 code for a protein of 118 amino acids. Gene Ontology annotation, cellular component: RNA polymerase III complex. The record is from RefSeq and is a predicted model, not a curated record. Gene Ontology annotation, biological process: transcription by RNA polymerase III. Gene Ontology annotation, molecular function: DNA binding. NCBI's taxonomy places the organism in Eukaryota, Fungi, Ascomycota, Saitoellomycetes, Saitoellales, Saitoellaceae. The transcript has a single exon.
CCUGAACCUACUCCUACUUCUGCGCCUGCGGCAGCGGCGGGGGGUGAGGCAGCAGUACCGGUGAUGGAGGGAGAAGGUACCGGCGACGUGAAACCCGAAGACACCAAACCACCCGCCAAACCCACACCGCCAUCAAAACCCGCACCAGACCAAAAGCGUCGCCGUCCCCCAACCUCCGCCUUCCCCCCACCCCCCGGCCUAGCCGGCCACCUCCGCAUCCACCGCUCCGGCCGCACGACACUCUCCUGGGGCGGAAUCGCAUUCGACGUAACAGUCGGCUCGGAUGUCGGGUUUUUGCAGGAUGUUGUCGCGAUGGAUGUCGCUGGGGAACGGAAGUGUUGGAGUUUGGGGGGGGUUGGGAGGAAGGUUGUUGUUGUGCCGGAUGUUGGGGGGUUGGUUGAGGGGUUGGGGAAGGAGUGAGGGAGGGGGAGUGUGAUCUUUCGGGUCUCUUGGAGCAUUGGCUGGACCACGGUGUGAUAACAUGGGCGGAGGAAUAUCAUGUUUCGCUACACCUCCAACGAAAGGAUAUCAAUAUCUUACAUGUUCCAUACUC